UCAGUUUGCAUCUAACACUAUAGAAAUUUCUCCUACUGUCAAGGCUAUAUUUGGUAUUCAUAGCUCAACUUGAUCAAAUCCCAAUCUUCUUGAUAACCAUUCAAACUAAACGAAACUUUCUGUUUGAUAUAUGGGUUCAUGUUGUUUUGUCUUAUUUUGUUUCAAAGUUUUAAACUUUGUUUCUGCCAAACAGAACCCUUCUAUUGUUUGAUUUGUCACAGGAUUCAAGGACCAUUUAACUCACACUUUUAAUUAUGAACUUUGUGUUGCUGCUGAUAUGUUUACGUAGAUGAUUCAAGUUGAAACAGAAAUAUUUUGGCUGGUUUAUUUGUUAAAGUUCAUUGGUUUUGGGAAUGAGGAUUUUGACAAGGAGUGGUCAAUGGUUAAUUGGUUUUAGGGUUUAGGGGUCAUUUUUGGAAAUGCAUUUUUUGGGGGGAUUUGUCGGUUUGAUUGGAUGUAAAGUAAGUUGUAACUUGAAAGCACCCGUUCACAUCCUUUGGAUUUCCAUGAACAAUUUUCCCAGUGUGAGAGCUAUGGAUAAAGAAAAGAAAGAAUCAGUAAGUUUCACCAAGGGAUUACUGCAGAGUGAAGAACUUUAUCAGUAUAUCCUAGAGACUAGUGUGUAUCCACGUGAACCAGAGCCCUUGAAAGAGCUGAGGGAUAUCACUGCUACCCACCCAAGGUCUAUAAUGGCUACUGCACCUGAUGCAGGGCAGUUAAUUGCCAUGCUCUUGAAGCUAACAAAUGCGAAAAGGACAAUUGAAGUUGGAGUUUUCACUGGAUACUCUCUUCUCCUUACUGCUCUUACAAUUCCAGAGGAUGGCAAGAUUGUAGCCGUAGAUUUGAAUCGAGAUGCAUAUGAUAUAGGGUUACCAGUUAUCAGAAGAGCUGGUGUUGAAAACAAAAUUGACUUCAUUGAAUCAGAGGCUUUGCCAGUCCUUGAUCAGCUUCUUGAAGAUCCUGAAAAUGAAAACGGAUUUGACUUUGCUUUUAUUGAUGCUGACAAGAUCAAUUACUGGAACUACCAUGAGAGGUUGAUGAAACUGGUGAAGGUAGGUGGGAUUGUUGUUUAUGAUAACACAUUGUGGGGAGGAACAGUUGCAAUGCCUGAAGAGUGCACUCCAGAGAAAAUGAGAGAGGGUAGGCAGAGAACACUGGAUCUUAAUAAAUUGCUCGCAGCUGAUCCUCGUGUCCAAAUUUCUCUUGCCCCAUUAGGUGAUGGAAUCACAAUCUGUAGGCGUAUUCACUGAACCAUGUUGAUUUAGACAGCCUCAUUUCAGUACUGGACUCCAGAAUCAGUCCCAUCAAGCUCCUAAGCUGUAAUGAUUUAGAAAGCAUAAUCCGUAUAUACCAUUACGAAUCAUGUUAUUAGCCUUGUAGAUGUGAUGCUUUAGCCGUCUACCAGCUGGAACAACUAAAUAAAUAAAUAAAUAUUUAUAUUUAUAUUAUA
Messenger RNA from Durio zibethinus, 1450 nucleotides. RefSeq names its product S-adenosyl-L-methionine-dependent methyltransferases superfamily protein. Gene Ontology annotation, molecular function: O-methyltransferase activity; S-adenosylmethionine-dependent methyltransferase activity. Lineage: Eukaryota; Viridiplantae; Streptophyta; Magnoliopsida; Malvales; Malvaceae. The record is from RefSeq and is a predicted model, not a curated record.